AUGAACUGCCUGAAAGACCCUCUCAGCCUGGAGCGUUUGGGAGCCGGGAAUAAGCUUUGCUCCACCUCCUCUUCCUCUUCCUCUUCUUCCUCCUCCGCCUCCUCCUCCUCCUCGUCUUGCCACCACCACCACCAUCACCACCACCACCAUCACCACCAGCAGCCGGCCCUGCUUAUGGCUUCGGCCCUGACCCCCGGCCAGCCGCGAUCGGCCCUGGACUCCGCCAAACAUCGGCUGGAGGUUCACACCAUCUCCGACACCUCCAGCCCCGAGGCCGCAGAAAAGGAGAAGAGCCAGCCGAGCAAGAAUGAGGAGGCGGGCGCCGAAGAUCCGUCCAAGAAGAAGCGGCAGCGGCGGCAGCGGACCCACUUCACCAGCCAGCAGCUGCAAGAACUGGAGGCCACCUUCCAACGGAACCGCUACCCGGACAUGUCGACGCGGGAGGAGAUCGCCGUCUGGACCAACCUGACCGAGGCCAGAGUCCGGGUUUGGUUCAAGAACCGGCGGGCCAAGUGGCGGAAACGGGAGCGGAACCAGCAGGCGGAACUCUGUAAGAACGGCUUCGGGCCGCAGUUCAACGGGCUGAUGCAGCCCUACGACGACAUGUACCCGGGCUACUCCUACAACAACUGGGCCGCCAAGGGGCUGACCUCCGCCUCGCUCUCCACCAAGAGCUUCCCCUUCUUCAACUCCAUGAACGUCAACCCGCUGUCCUCGCAGAGCAUGUUCUCGCCCCCCAACUCCAUCUCGUCCAUGAGCAUGUCUUCCAGCAUGGUGCCCUCGGCGGUGGCCGGCGUGCCGGGCUCCGGCCUCAACAGCCUCAACAACUUGAACAACCUGAGCAACCCUUCGCUCAAUUCGGCCGUGCCCACGCCCGCCUGCCCCUACGCCCCGCCGACCCCUCCCUACGUUUACCGGGACACGUGUAACUCGAGCUUGGCCAGCCUGAGACUCAAAGCCAAGCAGCACUCCAGCUUCGGCUACGCCAGCGUCCAGACCCCGGCCUCCAACCUGAGCGCCUGCCAGUACGCCGUGGACAGGCCGGUGUGA
Messenger RNA from Protobothrops mucrosquamatus (brown spotted pit viper), 1050 nucleotides. It is a transcript of the gene PITX2, whose product is annotated as paired like homeodomain 2. Gene Ontology annotation, biological process: anatomical structure morphogenesis; regulation of transcription by RNA polymerase II. Bases 1 to 1050 code for a protein of 349 amino acids. The transcript is spliced from 3 exons. Gene Ontology annotation, molecular function: RNA polymerase II cis-regulatory region sequence-specific DNA binding; DNA-binding transcription factor activity, RNA polymerase II-specific. Gene Ontology annotation, cellular component: nucleus. NCBI's taxonomy places the organism in Eukaryota, Metazoa, Chordata, Lepidosauria, Squamata, Viperidae. The record is from RefSeq and is a predicted model, not a curated record.